UUCUUGGGUAUCUAUGAAGUAUAAAUUCACUGUUAGUUCCGAGAUUAACGAAUAACGACAAUAUGGGUGGCAGGAUACUAGUUGCAGUGUUUCUUGUGUUAUGCGGCGCGUGGCAAGUGCAGGCGGCAGUGGCCAACUGUACAGGGGCAGGCCGCUUCGCCGACUCCAGCGACCCCACCUGCCGGAACUACACCCUCUGCGUUUACAACAGCCUCAACGGCCGCUACCUCACCUACUACAACCGCUGCCCGACCACCUCUGUAUUCAAUCCCAAUACGCAAAGGUGCACUACCAACUACGUAUGCAACAAUACUUCGACCAACAAGCCUGCUUGUGUAGACGAGGGAUUCUUCGAAGAUGAGAACUCGACAGAGUGUACAACUUUCAUUGCUUGCGUAGCGCUUGGCGGGAGCUUCAUAGAAACAAAAUACACUUGUGCGACAGGGUCGUACUUUGACCCGAUUUUGGGGGAUUGCUCGUUCAAUUACCUGUGUCCUACCGUGUGUACCACAGUGGGAAGGUUCGCUAACACGGUCGACAAAACGUGUGCAACUUUUUACAAUUGUGUUGCUUCGCCCGGUGGUGGCUUCGUGCUGGCGCAAUAUACGUGCCCCGCACCAUCUUUGUUUAAUCCUAAAACUAAGCUAUGUUCGACUAGGUACAAAUGUACAUAAUUAAGAAAGAAUACACCAAAGGAAUACUCUUUGAGACAUAAGUCCUAAGAAACUUAAUGGUUAUGCCAGGACCCACGACCGUAUUGGAUGGUAACCCAACCGCUAAGGUUGCUACUACGUACUAGCUCAGCUCUAGCUCACAUAAUUUUGUUUUACAAUCAUAAUAAUUUAGAUGCCCAUCGAUUUAGAAAUAAAUUUCAUCCAUUUGGAGCGAUCUAAUAAUAGGUA
Cydia pomonella (codling moth) is the source of this 902-nucleotide messenger RNA. RefSeq lists its product as uncharacterized. Gene Ontology annotation, molecular function: chitin binding. Gene Ontology annotation, cellular component: extracellular region. The record is from RefSeq and is a predicted model, not a curated record. Bases 63 to 674 code for a protein of 203 amino acids. Lineage: Eukaryota; Metazoa; Arthropoda; Insecta; Lepidoptera; Tortricidae. The transcript has 2 exons.